AAGCGAUGUAAAUAAUGGCAGGCCAUGAAAGUAUGAAGAGUAAAAAGGACCAAGAAAAUCGCAUGAAAAACGAAGACGGAGCCAGCAGGAUGGAAGAUAGCAACAAGGUAGAGGACCUGUCAGAAUCAAAAGAUGAACCGCCAGCUGAUGUGGUGCGCCUCUGCCAGGAAACUAUGAGUAAAACCGCAAUCUAUUUGAGGGGUGAACUUGAAGGGACUGCUGAGGAGUACAAACUUUUGGAGCAGAUGAAUCAAGUGACGAUCAAUAAAUAUUCUGAGAUGAAACAUAUUGCCAUGAAUAUCAGUCGUGCCAUGGUUGAACUGGAUGACAAAUAUCGCAGUCUACAACCAUACCUGGAUCAAAUAGACCAAAUAGAAGAGAGUGUUAGUAAUCUGGAGCAAGCAGCCUACCGACUGGAUGCCUAUUCCAAGAGAUUAGAAUCCAAGUUCAAAAUGCUCCAGAAACGAUGAAAUGGUGAUCUGUCGUGGUUGUAGGCACUAACAGUCUUUCUGCUUCUUUUUAAUUCUCCUCUUUUCAUUUAACCAAAACAACUCUGUGAUGUCUCCAUUUGAAUUUACUAACCUAUUCAGGCUUGGUUUACAGCCCUAAUUUGAUAUACUUCUGUUAUGGCUUCCUUUGUUUUAUCAGUCAAACAAUUUUACUCUAAAUUUAAUUCUACUCUCUUUUCAUGUCAUGAUAAUGACUGCUAAUAGAGGUGUGUGUGUGUGUGUGUGUAAACAGGUUGACUUAGCUCCUCAUGUUAUUUAAAACUGGUCAUGUUUUUUUCACAUUCACAAAACUUUAAUAAACAUGAGGAGCUAAGUCAACCUGUUACUCAAUAAAUACAAUUCCAACUAUAUGUAUUGAGUA
This is a messenger RNA of Octopus sinensis (East Asian common octopus), 870 nucleotides long. Its product is annotated as biogenesis of lysosome-related organelles complex 1 subunit 2. Gene Ontology annotation, cellular component: BORC complex; gamma-tubulin complex; BLOC-1 complex. The record is from RefSeq and is a predicted model, not a curated record. NCBI's taxonomy places the organism in Eukaryota, Metazoa, Mollusca, Cephalopoda, Octopoda, Octopodidae. The coding region runs from base 15 to 470 and encodes 151 amino acids. Gene Ontology annotation, biological process: endosomal transport; lysosome localization. The transcript is spliced from 5 exons. Gene Ontology annotation, molecular function: gamma-tubulin binding.